AAACUCUCUCUCUCUCUCUCUCUCUCUCUCCCCUCCCACUCCAUCUCUUCAUCUAUCCCAUGCUCUCUGGACUCAUACGAGGCUCUUCUGAACACUCUUCCAGCAUCACACACAAAAUCAAAGCAGACUGCGUGUUUAUCUUCAGAAUGCCGCUGGGAGGAGGAAAUAAGUGCGGAUGCUGUAAGAAGACGGUGUAUUUUGCAGAAGAGGUCCAGUGUGAGGGACAAAGCUUCCACAAGUCAUGUUUUCUGUGCAGGGUGUGCAGAAAGAAUCUGGACAGCACGACUGUAGCUGUACAUCAGGAUGAGAUCUACUGUAAAUCCUGCUACGGAAAGCAAUACGGGCCAAAAGGUUACGGAUUCGGUGGAGGAGCAGGAACUCUGAGUAUGGACACUGGGGAAGGUCUGGGCAUCAAACCCGUCGGACAAACAGCCCACCAGCCGACCAACAAUCCCAACCCGUCAAAGUCCGCUCAGAAGCUCGGUGGCGCAGAUGUGUGUCCUCGCUGUGGAAAUGCCGUGUACGCCGCUGAGAAGGUGGUGGGAGGAGGAAACGCGUGGCAUAAGAGCUGCUUCAGGUGUGCAAAGUGUGGCAAGAGUCUGGAGUCGACCACACUAGCAGAUAAAGAUGGAGAGAUUUACUGUAAAGGGUGCUAUGCUAAAAACUUUGGACCAAAGGGCUUUGGGUUUGGACAGGGAGCCGGUGCUCUCGCACAUGCCCAGUAAAACCACAGCCUGUGACACCUGUGAGGAAAAACUACAAACCUACACAACAUGUUGGAAGAAUGUCUGAUAAACGCCAUUAUUAUAUAUCAAUGUAACUAAGAAAACAGUCAUUCAUUCAUGUGACAUCCAACAUAACCUUAGUAUAGUCAACUGAUAUUUAUGCGUAAUAAUAAUAAACUGGGUUAUUUUUCACUC
This is a messenger RNA of Triplophysa rosa, 920 nucleotides long. It is a transcript of the gene csrp1b, whose product is annotated as cysteine and glycine-rich protein 1b. The transcript is spliced from 6 exons. Gene Ontology annotation, molecular function: structural constituent of muscle; actinin binding. The record is from RefSeq and is a predicted model, not a curated record. Lineage: Eukaryota; Metazoa; Chordata; Actinopteri; Cypriniformes; Nemacheilidae. Gene Ontology annotation, biological process: sarcomere organization; muscle tissue development. The coding region runs from base 60 to 725 and encodes 221 amino acids. Gene Ontology annotation, cellular component: nucleus; Z disc; cytoplasm.